Molecule: messenger RNA, 3640 nt
Organism: Myxocyprinus asiaticus (Chinese sucker)
Lineage: Eukaryota; Metazoa; Chordata; Actinopteri; Cypriniformes; Catostomidae
Product: innate immunity activator protein-like
Exons: 10
Coding region: 1193-2965 (590 amino acids)
Biological process (GO): positive regulation of protein ubiquitination; adherens junction maintenance
Source: RefSeq, a predicted model, not a curated record
GACAUACAGAUCAAUAUUUAAGUCCUUUUUUACUAUAAAUCUCCACCUUUGUCCAGCCCCGACCAGUAGGUGGUGAUAUGCAUGAACAAUGCGAAUCGCCGAAAAAAGAAAAGAAAAAAGAAGUAUGUGAAGGUGGAGAUUUGUGGUAAGAAAGGACUUAAAUAUUGAUUUGUUUCUUACCCACACCUAUCACAUCGCUUCUGAAGACGGAUUUAACCACUGGAGUCUUAUGGAUUACUUUUAUGCUGACUUUUUGGAGCUUCAAAGUUUUGGUCACCAUUCACUUGCAUUGUAUGGACCUACAGAGCUGAAUUACACUUCUAAAAAUCUUCAUUUGUAUUCUGCAGAAGAAAGUCUUACACGUUUGGGAUGGCAUGAGGGUGAGGAAAUGUUGAGAGAAUUUUCAUUUUUGGGUAAAUUCUCUCAUUAACAUGGUCAUUGUCAAUAAUAGGACAAGACUUCUCAAUGUAAAUGUCACAGAAACAUGUCUCCCUCUACUUUUCUGUCUUCUUUUAGAGGCCUGUGAAAUUUAAGACAUCGCAAUGGAAAGGAUGAGAUUGCUGAGAUCCCCAAAUGUUACUAAUUACAAAACUUAGAUCAGUAACAGAAGAAAAACUUUGCCUGUGCUUUUUAUUCAUUCAUUGUAAUAAGAGAAACCUUGCCAUGGAUAUCUGCAUUAUCAGCAUCUCCUGCCUGAGGCCAAGUCAGCAUGGAGACAUUGUUCCUCUUCAAAGCUGCAUCGAGUGGACACUGAAAAAAAGGGAGGGGGUCUUAAAGAACAGGUGCAGCCUUUGGGAGGGGGAGAGUCCCUUCUGCCAUCUGUUGACUUCUGGGGCAUCUAGUUUCCCCACAAACACUCCAUCACAAUUCACACACGCCUGCUCCAUCAUAGUGAUCCAGGUUGCCAUGGAGUUGUAUGGGGUGGAUAAGACCCCCGCAUGUGUGCGGUCAACUGCGGGCGUAUGGCUAUUGUGUUUUGAGGCAUUCAGAGAUUUGGGGGUUUGCAUGCAUGUGUGCAGACUAAAAUAGGGGUGGACAAGGCAAAAGAGACCAGUUGCUUUGUCUGUAAACCUCAGAUGUGGAGGAGACGCUGAGGUGUCUGUGCAGAAUUCUCCUCAGAAGGUCAUAACCAGAGAAUCAUCUGGGAUAUUUACGAAAAGAAAAUCUAAAGAACUAUAAAAAAAAAAUUAACAUGGACUGUAAGGAGGAGAUCAGUGACUCUGAUAGCGGGAUCAUUUUAAACUCUGGCCAAGACAGUCCCACAUCACCAGUGAAGGACCUGAGCACUUACACACAUGCUAUGAGACUGAAGCAGCAGGCCCUGGAAGAUAGACUGGAGCUGUGUGUUCUGGAGCUGAAGAAACUCUGCAUCAGAGAGGCUGAGCUUACGGGAAAGCUGCCCUCCGAUUAUCCUCUACUGCCUGACGAGAUGCCUCCGCAGAUCCGGCGACGAAUCGGAACUGCUUUUAAACUGGAUGAGGGUUUUAUAUCACAUGAUGGCGAGGAAUCCGAGCUGCACGCACUGGAGGCUGAUCUGGCCCUGCAGCGGCAGAUUUAUGAGGCAGCCCGAAAGCUCUCCCUUGAGGAGCACAUCAGCAAAGCAUUGAGGAAAAGCCGACUACAGCAGUGUAAACGGGAAGAGAAGAAACUGAAAGGGUUGCAGGAUGCUGUACUGAAAUACCGCAUCAACCAUGGCUGUGUUUCUCCACAGACCUGCUAUUCGUCCAGGCAGAGAGAUAUGUGCAUGUCAGAUGACAGCUCGCUUUCUGACGCUGUUGCCUUGGAUGAUGAUUCAGACUCCACUCCCUUGUCUCCAGCCGUUCUGGGGUCUUCUACAGAGAGUGGUUUCCAACGACUGAAACUCUUGCCCAAUAAUGGCCCAAAGCAAUCAAGCUCCAGUCUGGACUAUGAGCCCUCACCUAUCCAGAACUCUCCCUGGAAGGAAUCCAGCCUGGACCAGCCCUAUCAGAAACAAAUAGCAUCUCUCUCUGCCUGCAGCAGCCGCUCAAGCAGUCCAACAAGCUCGCCAACUGACACAAGACUGGCAGAGCUUCCUCCACCACCUCAGUUUGUGUUUAAGAGCCUGCCAGUGCGGAACAAUCAGCCAAACAGCGCCCCCUCCACUCCAGAGCUGCCAUUGCGCCGACAGUUCUCACAGUCCUUCCGACUCCCCAGAAAUAAACCAGAAUUGACCAAGACCAACUCAGACAUGGGGUGGGGCCGGACCAAGUUACCACGUCGACGAGUGACAGAUUUUGCCUUGGCCUACUCGGUUCAACGUUUGUACCAGUGCAGCUCUGAAGACAGCAGCUCUGAGCUUUCCAUUUCCUCCUUCAGCAGCUCAUCCAGCAGAGAAACGACCACUGAGGCACCCAAACCCUGUCCACCCCCAUAUGGCUACCACCGCACUACCCCCAGUCAAUCACAGAGCCAGCUCAGUGCCCACAGGCCACCUAAAAACAACAACAACUUGCCUCACCAUGUGACCAGCCCCAAUCGAGUGAAGGUUACCAAUGGGGCAUCACUGGAAGCCGACAUGGGAAGGCUACAACUCGGACCAAACUCACAAUUGGGGACUGCAUGUAACUACAAACCCACAAAUAAACCCCAACAAGUGGAGGUUACAUCACCUAAACAGAUGCUCAAGCCACCCCCACCAUACAUAAAGGUGGUCCGCACAACGUCACUAAAAGAAUACCCCAGUCAUCCCAGCCGGGCACUUCCUCGAGAUGUGCUGUCGGGGGAGCUUAAAUCUUGGCACCAGAAAAACAAUAUAGGUGUGUUCAGGCCUCGUUCACUUGAACGGCAAGGAUCGAUCCGAAUUAAGCGCCCAGAGCCGCCACCCUACCACCAGAUUCCCUCACAUAAACAGGCUCCUCAGAAAGUGAUUCUGCAAAGGGCUUCAGACGGAACUCCGCUGCAGUGGUACGAAGGGGAAGAUGCUGAGAUUGUGAGUCAGGUAUGACCUGAAAGAAACUGUACAGAGUACAAACUAUCUUCCAGUGCAUACCUUCUUUAUUUUUAUUUAUUGAGCCAAUGGACUCACUGAUGCAGCCUCAUAGUGAAAAUUAUAUUAAUUCUCACCAAGACUUUUUGACCAAGAAGUGUAGCUGAGCCAAAAUUCAAUACUCCUGCAUUUGUAACACUUGAUUAAAUUUCAAGUCUAAGACUUUCCUGUAAGGCAUCAUGCCAGAUAUUUAUGAUGAAUGUAUAAUUUAAUUCUAAUCUUCUUGAUGUCAGUAGAGUGUGGCCAACUUUUACUAAUAACUGUAAUGAAUGCCUCCUUUGAGACCUAUGCCUCCUUUUAGUAUGUAUUUGUGUCUGGCACACGAUUCUUCAGAAAUGAAGUAUUUCAUCUUAGUUUUCCCAUGAUCUCAUGUAACACUAUUAUUUAAUUUAUUUAUGUUUGCAUAUUAUUUUUAUUUUUUAAUUAAUUUUGCCCCAUUCUUAACACAUUUUUAAUAUUUAGUGAAAUGUCUAAAAAAAAUACAAACAUGUUGCUAUGCUACUGUAAUAUGCGUUUUAAGAAUACUUUUGUGUCUGUAAGUCUUAAUUCCAAAUGCAAAUAUUUUCCUGUUUAUAUACUAACUACUUAUGAAAUAUAGUUUAUAUUAUUUAUAAUACACUUUAAUAAACAAUA